AUGUUCGACGUAAUCCCAACACCAAUUGUCACAGGUACCCUUGGGUACAUCCUGCUCUGCUUCUUGGGCCUUGGCGGUGUGUUUGGUUCAAGAGCAGUAGGCGUAAUGGACAAGGAUGAAGCAGCAAUCGGAAAUGUUGUUGUCUGUAUUGCAUCAUUCGGAAUGUGGCUAUUCUGGCUAUGUGCUUGGCUACAUCAAUGGCAUCCUCUGAUUGCUCCAAUAUACGAAGAGUAG
Molecule: messenger RNA, 234 nt
Organism: Seminavis robusta
Lineage: Eukaryota; Bacillariophyta; Bacillariophyceae; Naviculales; Naviculaceae
Source: the annotation of a GenBank genome assembly